UACAAGCAAUUAUUUUUUUGUAAUAAUCAUGUUGCUGUUUAAUCUUUUAAAAAGAUUGUUUGGAUGGACAGAUGAAGCACCCAGAAAACGUAGAGCUGUGUCAUUUAGUUUAGAAAAAGAAUUUGUAACUCCAAAAAAACAUUGUUGUGAUUACAAUACUGUCAAUGUGGAUGAAGAAAUAAUUGAAAUCAAUGAGGACAGUGACAGUGAGAAUGUUCAAAUAAUAAAAAAACAUAAACAUUCACCCAUUAAAUCGUCAAGUAGAUUGAAUGGUACACGUAGUAGUAGGGAUAAGUCAUUUACAUGUUGUUCACCAUCUUUUUCAUCAUCUAAAUCUCAACAGUGUUAUGAUGAUUUAAAGAUGGGCUACUUUAGCAGUGAAAAUGAAAGGGUUCAAAAUAUUGGAGCUCAUGAACGGUGCCCUACUUUAAGCAAAACUCAUCGUUUGAAAGAAAAAAAUCAGUAUCAGGAAAUGUUACAAAACUUUCUUCCACGUAGGAUACAUGUUAUUUGUGAUAAACAUGAAGAAAAAGGAUCAGUUCCAGAAGUGCAAGAAGUAAUAGGUUUAGAAAAGUCUGAGUCUUCAACUUCUUCCUCUAAACUUCAACAAGUUUCCAGAAAAAAGAGUAUGUCGCAAAUGCAUUGGAAUAUGCCGAAUAAGGAAAGAAGAAAUAAAGAAACAGUAGUUAUUACUUUAGAUAAUGAUAAAAACAAUGAGACAGUACAUUCCGUUUGCAAUAUAGCACAAUUCACUAAAAGAAACAGUUUAGAAAAAUCAACUCCGGACAAACAUAUUGAAUGUGUAGCUACAAACACAUUACGAGAUCAAUUGGCAGCCAAAGCUGUAAUCAGGGAGGAUUUUGUUCCUCGGGUAGCAAAAAGGUAUAAUGAACGUAUAGAACAGCGUUACAAGGAAGCUGAGGAACUUAAGAAGAUGACAUGCAUGUUAUCUAAACAUAAUCGUUUAGCCCGAGAAGCUGCUUUGGAAGAGCAUUUAGCUCGUUCUAUGAGGUUGUGUGAGGCUGUUCUGGAUGAAAGAGAAGAACAAGAGGAGCCUUCAUUGCCUAUGUUAACAGAAGAAAUGUUACAAGAAAUAAAGAAUGCUCUUAUUCCUCGCCCACAAGACGAAGUUCUUGUCGAAGGCUUUGGUCUAAGAAUCACAAGAAAAGAUGUUCAUACACUGGCUGAUCUAAAUUGGUUAAACGACGAAGUAAUUAAUUUUUAUAUGAACUUAUUAAUAGCCAGGAGUACUCAUAAUAGAUAUCCAAAAGUACAUGCUAUGAAUACAUUUUUCUAUCCAAAAUUAAUCACAGGUGGACAUACAUCCCUAAAGCGAUGGACAAGAAAAAUUGAUAUUUUUGCACAAGAUCUCUUAGUUGUUCCUAUACAUUUAGGUAUUCAUUGGUGUAUGUCAAUAAUUGAUUUCAGGAAUAAGUCUAUUUGUUAUUACGAUAGUAUGGGUGGCAAUAAUCCAAAAUGUUUAUCGGCCUUACGACAAUAUUUGGAAGAUGAAAGCUUGGACAAGAAGAAGCAAACAUAUGAUACUAGUAAUUGGAAGUUAGAGUGUGCCAAAAAUAUUCCACAACAAAUGAAUGGAAGCGACUGUGGUGUCUUUUCUUGUAUGUUUGCUGAAUAUAUUUGUGCAAAUAAGAAAAUCACAUUUACACAACAGGACAUGCCAUAUUUUCGAAAUAAGAUGGUCUACGAAAUAUUGAAAUCCAAGCUUUUAUAAAAGAAGUAUUUAUUUGAAUAAUUCACCAUAAACGACUUAAAUAGGUUUUUGUAACUUCCAUUAAU
Molecule: messenger RNA, 1797 nt
Organism: Dufourea novaeangliae
Lineage: Eukaryota; Metazoa; Arthropoda; Insecta; Hymenoptera; Halictidae
Product: sentrin-specific protease 1-like
Exons: 1
Coding region: 29-1732 (567 amino acids)
Biological process (GO): protein desumoylation
Cellular component (GO): nucleus
Molecular function (GO): deSUMOylase activity
Source: RefSeq, a predicted model, not a curated record